GGGAUAUAAAAAAUCAUCUAAAUCAUGUUUCAUGCCACAUUUUAAACACGCAAUUUUCACUUUUUUCACUACAUAAAAAAGGAAUAUAAUCGUAUGAAUAACGAAUCCAGAUCAAUAAAAGCUACUACUAUUGAGGAUUUUAAUUUGCCUUGGAGAAGACGUUGCAAAAUAUUUGUAACAAUUUGUUUCCUUGCAUUUACUGAAAAAAAAAAGAUUUAACCAUUUUUUUUGUCGGUACAUAGAUUUUUCAGACUCAAUGCCUCAACGGUGUAUGUUGUAUUAGACAAGAAUAUUCACAAUUUGGUGAGGUCAUCACGAGUCCCUCUACUAAUAAAUAUAACCAACUUCGCCUCUUCAUCUCUACUAACAAUUAGCAAACAAAAAGCACACGAAUUUUCAAAUCUUUUUCCUCUCUUCUCGCUCUCUCUCUUCGUAAACUCCUCCAUUUGUUUUCUCUCUGUUUCCUCGUAGAUCCCUCUGUUUCCGUUUCUCUUUCGAAUCUAAACAUCUCUCUGAAAUCGAAGAAAUGGGUGAGAACGCCAUCUCAGGUAAUCUCAAGAAUCUAACAAUCGACACAGGAGAUUCAGAGACUCUCGUCGUCUGCUUCGGCGAAAUGUUGAUCGAUUUUGUUCCAACCGUGGGAGGUGUAUCGCUCGCUGAAGCACCAGCUUUCAAGAAAGCUCCAGGAGGCGCGCCUGCGAAUGUAGCUGUUGGUGUCUCUAGACUCGGUGGCUCUUCUGCUUUCGUUGGAAAGGUUGGUGAUGAUGAGUUUGGACGAAUGUUAGCUGAUAUUCUAAGGCUGAACAAUGUCGAUAACUCCGGGAUGAGAUUCGACCACAAAGCAAGAACUGCUCUCGCCUUUGUUACGUUAAGAGCUGAUGGAGAGAGGGAGUUUCUGUUCUUCAGACACCCGAGUGCUGAUAUGCUUCUCUUGGAAUCUGAGCUCGACAAAAACCUCAUCCAAAAGGCCAAGAUCUUUCACUACGGAUCUAUCAGUUUGAUCGAGGAACCUUGCCGCUCUACUCAGCUUGCAGCUAUGAAAAUCGCCAAAGCCUCAGGGAGUCUCUUGUCAUACGACCCGAAUUUGAGAUUGCCUUUGUGGCCAUCAGAAGAAGCUGCAAGGAAAGAGAUCAUGAGCAUCUGGGAUUUGGCAGAUGUUAUUAAGGUUAGUGAGGACGAGAUUACAUUCUUGACUGGUGGAGAUGAUCCUUAUGAUGAUGAAGUUGUGUUGCAAAAGCUCUUUCAUCCGAAUCUCAAGCUUCUUGUUGUCUCAGAAGGACCUAACGGCUGUAGAUACUACACUCAGGAGUUUAAAGGUAGAGUUGGUGGAGUGAAAGUGAAAGCGGUUGAUACAACCGGUGCAGGAGAUGCAUUCGUUAGCGGUUUAUUGAACAGCUUAGCUUCUGACCUCACACUACUCACUGAUGAGAAGAAACUGAGAGAGGCACUACUGUUUGCAAACGCUUGUGGAGCCAUUACAGUGACAGAGAGAGGAGCUAUUCCGGCGAUGCCCACCAUGAAUGCUGUUCAAGACCUUCUCUCUUCUUCUCGCUCCUAAAAAAAGUCUCUUUUGAAGGGAAUCAAAGUCAUCACCUUUCCACUGUAUUUCUGUGUUUUUGUUCCUUUUGUUUUCUGUAUCUUUUUUUUUUAAUUCCCAAUUUGUAGGAACUCGAGAAUGUUGUGUUUCUAGUUUGUUGUUGUUUGAUCUCCCGGAGUUUUAGAAUUGGGGUGUUUUGGUUUUAACUACAUUUCAAGAAGUUCAUAAAACAAAAGUCUCUGCUUUGUAAACUGCUUGCCGUUUUUAGUUUGAGCCAAGAACGACACGC
Messenger RNA from Thlaspi arvense, 1826 nucleotides. The record is from the annotation of a GenBank genome assembly. Lineage: Eukaryota; Viridiplantae; Streptophyta; Magnoliopsida; Brassicales; Brassicaceae.